This is a messenger RNA of Thlaspi arvense, 1332 nucleotides long. Lineage: Eukaryota; Viridiplantae; Streptophyta; Magnoliopsida; Brassicales; Brassicaceae. The record is from the annotation of a GenBank genome assembly.
GAAAUGUCACCGGCGAUUAAAGCGCCUCUGUUGCCGAACCAAGAGCCUUCAUCAUCAUCAUCGGAGGAGGAGAGGCAUGGCUCAUUCGCCGGAGCUGUCUUCAACGUCUCGACGAGCAUAGUCGGAGCCGGGAUAAUGUCGAUUCCCGCGGCGUUCAAAGUUCUGGGCGUUAUCCCAUCUCUGUCGAUCAUCGCGAUCAUAGCUUGGCUCUCCAAUAUAUCAGCUGGGUUUCUGAUGAAAUCCACGCUCGCCGGAGAAUCCACGACUUACGCCGGCGUAAUGAAGGAAUCGUUUGGGAAACCUGGCUCCGUCGCUGUUCAGAUUGUUUCAAUGGUUGUGACUCUUGGGGCUAUGAUUAUUUUCUCAAUUAUCAUAGGUGAUGUUCUUUCGGGUAAUGAAAAUGGCGGAUUUGUACAUUUGGGUCUUCUUCAAGAAUGGUUUGGUUCUCAUUGGUGGAACACGAGAUUCUUCGGCUUGUUGUUCGUCUACGUCUUCCUCUUGUUUCCCUUAGUCUUAUGCAGACGCGUGGAUAGAUUAGCGUUAAGUUCUGCAGUCUCGUUUCUGCUUGCGCUACUCUUCGUUGUCAUAAGUUCUGUGUUGGCCAUCAUCGCACUCGUGCAAGGGAAAACAAAGACUCCAAGACUCUUCCCAGAGCUCAACAAUGGAGGAGAAUCAUUCUUCAACCUCUUCACUGCUUCCCCUGUUAUUGUAACUGCCUUCACAUUUCAUUUCAAUCUACAUCCAGUGGGAUUCGAACUCAAAGAUCCAUUAGAGGUGCUUUCAGCGACAAGGAUCUCUGUAAUUCUCUGCGCUUCCAUCUACUCAGCCACUGGUCUCUUCUGCUACCUUCUGUUUGGGGAUUCCACCAUGACAGAUGUGCUGAUGAACUUUGAUCAGAGCUCCGAUUCUUCGAUAGGUUCGUUACUAAACGACAUCGUUAGGCUCAGCUACGCGGUUCACCUCAUGCUUGUGUUUCCUCUGCUCAACUUCUCGCUUAGAGCCAGCCUCGACGAACUCUUGUUCCCUAUGGAGCUUUCUUUAGUGAACGACAACAAAAGAUUCUUCGCACUCACUUUUCCUUUGCUGAUAUCUUGUUUCUUGGCUGCCAUUGCUGUACCGGACAUUUGGUACUUCUUUCAGUUCUUGGGAUCAACUUCUACAGUCUCGAUAGCAUUCAUCUUUCCUGCUGCAAUCGUCCUAAGGAAUGUGAAUGGUAUCUCGACCCUAAGAGAGAAGAUUGUAGCUUCAGUAAUGCUUGCUCUUGCUGUUGCCACAAGUAUCAUCGCCAUUUCGACAAAUAUAUACAGUUUCACAAGAACAGAAGAAACAUAA